UUCAUUCAUAGAUUUCAAAGUUUUCAAAUCAGAUGGCUAGCAUAAGAGAUGCUGAUUUAUCCUUAUGGCUACAUAACAAAUUAGGGCAAUUAGAUGAUCAUUGGUCGGCGAAAAUUAUAUCCCCUCAUUUAAACCCCCAGACUAUAACAAAUGCUGCAACUAUAUUAAAUAACUUUCAACCGCAGGUCAAAAUUAAAUUUCUCCUUUCGUUAUUGCAUGUAUCACGAAGAAAUAUUGAAGAGUGGAAAAAUGAGAUUGACCAAUUUAUUGAAGUGGCAUCAGAAUGUUCAGAUCAAUGGUGUUCAGCCUUAGCAAAAUUAUUAAAAUCAUAUCCAGAAAAGGGUAUUAUUAAUUUUGACAAUGAUGUUAUGGAUGAAUAUUUUCCAAAUUUACUAGAAGAAAUACAAAAGAUCAUAGAUAGCAAUCCAGUAAAUCAUAAUGUUACUCCAUCCUUACUUCCUUUAGAAAGUUUAUAUUUAAAUAAAAAUGCAUUACAAUCAAUAACUGGCUAUCAACCAACUUAUACAAAAUAUUUUGCAUUGAAAAGAAAACCAAAAUCAGCAAUUUUAAGGGCUGAAAUGCUGCAGAAAGCAUCUGAUGCACACAUUCAGGCCAAAUCAAAGAAUCCAAUGGGUGCAUUAAUACCAAUAAAAUCAAAGGUUGCUAACAAAUCUGAAGCAUCUCAAUUCUUAGACCUUAAAUUCAAAUCCCAAACAACAAAUUCAUCCAGUAAAGUUACCAAGCAAACAUUAAGCACAACCAAAAAGGAAGGUGGCAAAAUUAAAUUAUUGGAUAUAUCUGAACAACCUCUAACUACAAAAGACGCAAAAAAACGAAGAAAGCUAGACGAUAUCAGUUUUAAUUUCAAUCUUCAAACUAAUAACCCUGGUGGAUCGCACAACCCUGCACCCUUCUUCGACGUGCAUACAUUGAAUCCUAAUCACGUGGCAGCCCUCAGUAAUUUUUCGAAUGCUGGCAAUGUACAGAUGAAACAAAAUAGUCAGGUGCCAGAUAAUUUAGCCGCUGCUUCCUAUAAAAGUUAUUCCAAUAUCAUCGUUAACAACCCCAACGUCGCCCAGGCACCCGAUAAUACCAAUAGCCCGAGCAAUAUAAACACGAGUAACAAUAUCGAUAGCGAGGACCUCAAUACCAAUUUGGUAUCUGAUGCUAAUAAAUCGGUUCCUAUUAACAUCAACAACCCUAAUCUGUUAAAGCUCACGUCCGAGCAAAUAGCCCACGCCCAAGAAAUUUUUAAGGAUGCCAACAAAGUCUCGGCUCCAGAAAAGGCUCUAAUCCUAGCGUUCAUGUCGGGGAUCAGAGAUAAUCCUUGUCCCAAUCAAGGGCACGUUCUGUCUAUCAAACUCAGCGAGAGACUCGAAGAGGUCAACCUAUCCCACCAAACAAGUUCGGACGCGGCUUUGAACAUCGCCAACUCCCUUAUCACCAGGUCUAUAAUGGUGGCCCAAAUAUUUUUUCAAAUGAAUUACGCCACGGGUGAAUGGAAGCGAGUUAAAACUUACAGGAAUUUUGUCGAAAACCCCUUGAUUGGCAACGACGAAUCACAUCACGAAUUAACGAAUAAUUAGUUUAGAACAAGUCAUGAAGCAAUUAUCAUUAGUUCACUUGCUCAAAAUUUUUUUUAACAGAAAAAUAGCGGGAUAUUGCGAAUUAUCUAAUGUGCGAAAAUCAAAUUGUGUUUCA
Molecule: messenger RNA, 1701 nt
Organism: Gordionus sp. m RMFG-2023
Lineage: Eukaryota; Metazoa; Nematomorpha; Gordioida; Chordodea; Parachordodidae
Product: negative elongation factor A-like
Exons: 11
Coding region: 33-1586 (517 amino acids)
Source: RefSeq, a predicted model, not a curated record